This is a messenger RNA of Coregonus clupeaformis (lake whitefish), 1506 nucleotides long. RefSeq lists its product as uncharacterized. The record is from RefSeq and is a predicted model, not a curated record. The coding region runs from base 5 to 1270 and encodes 421 amino acids. NCBI's taxonomy places the organism in Eukaryota, Metazoa, Chordata, Actinopteri, Salmoniformes, Salmonidae. The transcript is spliced from 3 exons.
CCUAAUGGUGUACAAGGGCAUUAGUGACACCUAUCCGCUUCAAGUCCUCGGCCCACAGCGUCCAAUUGCUAGGAGCUGCGAAGAGGCAAUGGAGAGCAAGCUCUUUGCAGUAGCCCUACCCGAGGACCUUAGGAAGACCAUCUACAAUCACUACGGGUCCCAGGUCGGGAAACUGGCACUGUUCCAGAAGGCUUUCCCGUUGAAUGACCACAUCAAGUUGGACUACAUCCACCGUGUUUCUCUGCCUCGUUCCUCCAACAGAGAUGUAGUCUGGAUCAACCCCAAAUACUUUGUCGGGGACGACGAUGAGGAGGUUGUAACAUCAAGCAACACAGUCCCCGUUAAUCCUCUUGCUCUCGACGUCAGUCAGGCUGCCUUUUUGAAGCAGUUCCCACAGACUGAUGUUUUCGAGUCAACCACAAAGGACUGUGGAAAGCCUGUGCAAGACCAGGCUCAGAAGGAGGCAGAGAGGAACAAACCAAAGGACUGUGGAAAGCCUGUGCAAGACCAGGCUCAGAAGGAGGCAGAGAGGAACAAACCAAAGGUGACAAACCUUGAUAUUGUUCCUGUUAGUCUUGUCAGGAAAGUCUUUGACGCUGUCUUCCCAGAUUCAUGCACAAUCAAGCAGCAGUACGGUUCAUGGGAAGACGUCCCACUUUGCAAUGAUAUGGUAGAGCACAUAGAUAUCCAGGUUCAGAAAGAGGCACUGAAAUACCAAAACCAAAGACUGUUCUUAUGCACUCUGAAGAAGCUCAACGAUGAGCCAGACAAGAUGGCCACAUUCUUAGAAGACGUCUCACUCUCUAUCAGGAGCAACUACUUCAGGACUUUCCGUGAGUGGCCAUUGGUUAAAGCCCAGCUAUACCCAGACAUACGGUCUCUGCUGGUCUGCGAUAUCAUGGUCCGAGAGAUCAUGGCUCAACUGAGGCCUACCUUGACCUUCGCCAAGGACACCAACAAGGGUGAUGACCGGCCAUACUGCAUCAACAUCCCGGUCAAGAGAGAGACCAGCUGUCCAGAUAAUACAGACAAGACCAAGCUGGAGCUUUGCAUUGAGAAAGCCAGUGCUGACAGAAUGAAGAAACUCCUCCUUGAGAAGGAACCCGAACCCUUCUGGAUGAAGGGAUGGAUGGCAAUGAUGGAGGAGGAAAGUAAUAAAAAGGAGAAGGAGAAGGAGAAGUGUUGCGGCUGGUUCUGGGGUUUGUUUGGCCGUAAGAAAAAAACAGCGAAGGAAUUGUGGAUGAGGGUUUGUCGCAGGCGCGGAUACUAGAAAUGACAUCCACACAAACCGAAUGUAUGGACGCACACACAUUUACACGGAGACAGAUAUAACAACGAAGCCUACCGCAGAUCCCAAACAGACAACAUGUAAUAGCAUGUCUUAUUUUCCAUUUUGGGCUACAGGAUGUGUAUUUACAGCUUACCAGAGGCUAUAGUUUAUUUUUAUGUCUUUUGUAUGACUUUUAUAUUCUAAAGACAUGACUUUUGUGACUUUUCUUACUUUUA